This is a messenger RNA of Oryza brachyantha (malo sina), 972 nucleotides long. RefSeq lists its product as uncharacterized. Bases 74 to 625 code for a protein of 183 amino acids. The transcript has a single exon. Lineage: Eukaryota; Viridiplantae; Streptophyta; Magnoliopsida; Poales; Poaceae. The record is from RefSeq and is a predicted model, not a curated record.
UUCCCCAAGAAGAAGCAGAGGCGAGCAGCCGAGCACACCACCACCUCCUCCUCCUCUCGUGCAGAUCUUGCCAAUGGCGGUGACCCACCCGGAGGGAGAACCUGCGGCGGGGGGAGAGCAGCCAGUCGUGGAGGGCGCGGCGGCGGUAGAUGCGGAGGAGAAGGAGGCGGCGGAAGGGGAAGGGGAGGAGGAGGAGGAUGAGGAGGGGGAGUGCGGGUUCUGCUUGUACAUGAAGGGCGGGGGCUGCAGGGACGCUUUCGUGGCGUGGGAGGAGUGCGUGGAGGCGGCGCGGGGGAGCUCCGACAUGGUGGAGCGCUGCUUCGAGGCCACCGCCAGCCUCAGGAGGUGCAUGGACGCGCACGCCGACUACUACGGUCCCGUGCUCCGCGCCGAGCAGGCCGUCAACGACCACGCCGACGCCGCCAUCGCCGACGAGGACAAGCAAGCCGAGCCGCCGCCGCCGGCCUCCACCGGUGAGAAUAAGGUAGAUGCGGUGGUCCAGGAGGCCGCGCCCGCCGCCGGUGAGAAGAAACAAGAGGUUGAUGACAGGUCGGCUGCUUCCUCCGUGGCCGCCAUUGAUGAGAGAAAGGAGGAAGAAGUGGUGACUGAAAAAUCCGAUUCUUGAGUAACUAAUACUAAUUGAUACUAUUUGUUUGGUCACUUAUCGAGUUCAUAAUAUUAUUGUGCUGUUCGAUAUGAGCUACUAUAUUAUAGAUUCAUGGAGCUAAUUUUGGCCCCUUUGUGGGAGAAAUGAGCUAAUUUUGGUCCCUUUUGUGGGGAAAAUGGGCUAAUUUUGUUCCCCUUUGUGUGGGAAAUAAAGCUUUUUGCGGAAUAAUUGUUGGACGCGAAACGCGGUGUACCGAAGAAAUUUUGAUGCUUUUAUGUUAUUUGGUACCACCAGGAGGAGGACGCUUCCUGUUCUAGAUUAUUAUCUCUUCUUGCAUUCAUUUUAUAUUGAUGGGUAGUUCCUAU